Molecule: messenger RNA, 1905 nt
Organism: Cuscuta campestris
Lineage: Eukaryota; Viridiplantae; Streptophyta; Magnoliopsida; Solanales; Convolvulaceae
Source: the annotation of a GenBank genome assembly
CAAUCUCUCUCUCUCUCUCUCUCUCACUCUCAAUCCAUUUUUUCAGGUUAAUGAUCUCAGGAAAGUUAAAUUUAUGGACCCAGAAAUGAAAUCUGCAGUUUCUUCAUCUUCAUCUUCUUCAAAAGCACUGCCAGAUUUCAAGCAGUCUGUGAAAUUGAAGUAUGUGAAAUUAGGUUACCAUUAUCUGAUUACCCAUCUGAUGUAUUUAUGUUUAUCCCCACUGGUUGUACUCAUUGCUGCCCAGCUCUCCACAUUCUCCUUCAAAGAUCUCUAUCUCCUCUGGGAUCAUCUCAGAUUCAAUCUUGUCUCUGUCAUCAUCUGCUCCACCCUCCUCGUCUUCCUCUCCACCCUCUACUUCCUCACCCGUCCCCGCCCCGUCUACCUCGUCGACUUCUCUUGCUACAAACCGGACGACGCCCGGAAAUGCACCCGCCAGAUCUUCAUGGAGCGGUCCCGCUUGACGGGCUCGUUCUCGGACGAGAACCUCGAGUUCCAGAGGAAGAUUCUCGAACGGUCGGGUUUGGGCGAGUCGACGUACCUCCCGGACGCGGUUCUCAGGGUCCCGCCGAACCCGUGUAUGGCGGAGGCGAGGAAGGAGGCGGAGACGGUCAUGUUCGGUGCCAUUGAUGAGCUCUUGAAGAAGACUAGGGUGAACCCCAAGGACAUUGGGGUUUUGAUAGUGAAUUGUAGCUUGUUCAACCCGACGCCCUCGUUGUCCGCCAUGGUCGUGAACCACUACAAGCUCCGCGGGAACAUCGUGAGCUACAAUCUCGGCGGGAUGGGGUGUAGCGCGGGGUUGAUCUCCAUUGACCUCGCGAAGGACCUCCUCCAAGUCCACCCGAACACGUACGCGCUCGUGAUAAGCAUGGAGAACAUCACUCUCAACUGGUACUUCGGGAACGAGAAGUCGAUGCUCCUCCCGAACUGUCUGUUCCGGAUGGGCGGGUCCGCGGUUCUGCUCUCGAACAAGAACCGCGACCGGAGGCGGUCCAAGUACCAGCUCGUCCACACCGUCCGGACCCACAAGGGGUCGGACGACAAGUGCUUCGCGUGCAUCGCGCAGCUCGAGGACGGGGACGGGAAGGUCGGGGUGUCCCUCUCGAAGGAACUCAUGGCGGUCGCCGGGGACGCGCUCAAGACGAACAUCACGACCCUCGGCCCCCUCGUGUUGCCGAUGUCCGAGCAACUCCUCUUCCUCGCGACGCUCGUGGGGAGGAAGAUCUUGAAGGUGAAGAUAAAGCCGUACAUUCCAGACUUCAAGCUGGCGUUCGAGCACUUCUGCAUCCACGCCGGGGGGAGGGCGGUGCUCGACGAGCUGGAGAAGAACCUCCAGCUCUCCGAGUGGCACAUGGAGCCGUCGAGGAUGACGCUCUACAGAUUCGGGAACACGUCGAGCAGCUCGUUGUGGUACGAGCUGGCGUACUCAGAGUCGAAGGGGAGGAUGAGGAAGGGGGACAGGACUUGGCAAAUCGCGUUCGGCUCGGGGUUUAAGUGCAACAGCGCCGUGUGGAAGGCGCUGAGGACCAUAAACCCCGCGAACGAGAAGAAUCCGUGGAUGGACGAGAUCCACGGAUUCCCCGUUGAUGUCCCAAGAGUUUCCAAAUUGCAUUAGAUAUAUAUUUAUAUAUAUUUAUGUAUUACGGAGUAUUAUUCUUUCUUUCUCACUCUCUCUCUCUCUUUCUAUGACAUGGUUGUGAACAUUAUGGGGGCAUUGUAGGACCUUAAACUAUUUGGUGUUUAUGGAAGGGAGGACUAUGUUUAGUUUGUGUGUGUUUUUUAUAAUGACAUGUUGUGCAUUAUUUGGGGUAUGAUGGUUUUGAAUUAAAUUGACUCUCCCUAUUGUUGUUUAUUGAAUGAUGUUUGAGUUUGGGAAACUAACUGAGAAAGGGCAGUUUGGUUGGAUGG